CACUGCCCUUAUUAAUUCUUGCACAACCAAAAGAAAGAUUUCUGGCUGUGGUGUAACUCUCUCUAGUUGACAACUCUAUAAAAUCACGUAUUUGUCCUAUAUUGACAGGUUCUCGUUAGGGACGAGUUGUCUUGGGUAAAUUUGCCGAGGGGUCAUUGCUGCGCAUCGAGAAGUUUUAACAGGUUGUUCCAACUGAACAGUUCUAGGCCUAGUCACUAGUAGAAUAGCAACAAAAAUCCAGCAGAAUUUCAGCUGCCUACCAACGUCAACAGUGUAUUUGAUCGGUUCUAAGUUCUUAUCAACAAGUGCAAACAUUCUCUUUACUGAGACAAGUUCAUCUCAAAGUUUGUUUCAACAAGUAAUGACUGAUAAACCUUGCAAAUUUUACGUCGGUGGAAAAAAAUGCAAGUUUGGUAAACAUUGUAAAUUUGUGCAUUCAGAAGGUUUGUCAAAUUUCAAUUCUGAUUUUAAAACGGAUGAUAAUAAUGGAGUGUUAAAUUCAACUGCGUGUCCACCUCAAGUUCUGUACCCAGAUGAAAAAAGCUUUUCAAAAUUAAAUCAAGAACAACAAAAUGACACAGCAAUAAGAAAUCAAUCCAAGAAACAAAAACUUUUACAAAGCGCAACAUUUUGUCAUUUUUAUGAAAAAAAUGGAUUCUGUCGUUAUGGUAAGAACUGUAGAUUCUAUCAUGGAGCUAGAAAUCAACCAAAAGAAGAGCUGAAUCUUGAGGAGGAUUUUAAUAAGUAUGAAAAGGCUGAAGUAGAGGAUGCUGAUGAGCAAGAUAAUCCUGCAGCCGAUACUUCUGAAGAUUUAGGAGCUGUCGGGUUUGAAAAUGGUGGAAGGAGAGGGUUAUGUCAAUUUUUUGCUGAAAAUGGUCAUUGUAGAUAUGAAAGAAGAUGCAGGUUUCUUCAUUUUUAUGCACACAAAAAAUCUGCAGAAAAGGAAAUUGGCUCAAAUAAAGAACAGAGUCGUAAUGAUGUAGUGUCAACUGAACCAUCAGUCUCCAAGAAUGACUCCAAUAAGACAACUUGUUCUUUUUUCAAGAAAGGAAACUGUAGAUUGGGUAAGAGGUGUAGAUUUGAACAUAAAACUAUCAGUUUCAGUGAAGCACCUGCUAAAUCUGAAGAACCAGUGCCUUUAGAAGUUCAUCCCCAACCUGUUUUGACUGCAGUGAGAAGACCAGUUAUUCCAGUGAAGAAGACAUUGAUGCGAUCAACUGCCACUGAUGAAGAAAUUAAGAAUUUGAGAAAGACUGAAAUAGACCAGUUCAAGAAAAGAUUUCCCAGUGAUAAGCUUACAGUAAUUACGGAUGAUGAUAAAAAAUUUCUUGCCAGAUUUUGCUUCACACCUUCAGAUCCAGAUUGGCCUUUUGAUGUAAGAAAUUUUGUUAUUCAAGUUGAAUUUGGUGCUAGAUAUCCAUUAAAGAAAUUGAAGUUAAAUUUACCAGAAGAACAAGAUAUGCCUGACAUUGUUCGGAGAUAUGUUGAAGAAGGUAUAGUAGAGUGGGUUGAUGAAAAGACUGUAAAUUUGGAGAAAUCUGACCAGUUAGAACUGUUAUUUAGACCUUUGUUGAGAUGGAUAGAGAAAAACCUUGAAGAUGUUGUUACCAAUGGUUUAAGACAGUUCAAGAAAGAGUUAGUGGCCAAAGCAGCAGGAUUUGAAUUUAUUUCAGCCUCCCAACUACAAGACAAUAUUAUAAAAGAAAGCCUGGAAGAAACAUCAGAGGAACCUAUUUCUGAUGAGAAUUCACCAGAAGACGAAAAUGUCACUGAAAGCAGUGGUAGUGACAGUGAUGAUAAGGAGAACCAUCUUGUCAAAGUAGAUGUUGAUAAAAAGGGCACAGAAAUAAAUUUUAAAAAUCUGCAAUUAAAAGGGCAAACUGGAACGUUGUCUUUUAAGAAGAUUCAUAUCAUUAUUCAAUGUGGUCGCUGUAAGAGCAAAAGUGAUUUUUCAACACCUGGAAAUCGACUUAACUCUGUCGAUUGUACCAAAUGUCAUGAGACCCAAUUAUUACGAUAUCGUCCUACAAUAGCUCAUCAAUAUUCAUCAGUUAUUGGAUAUCUAGACCUAGAGAAUUGUCUGCCCUUUGAUUUGAUCUUACCAGAAUGUUAUCCUGUAGUCAACUGUAUGAACUGUUCUAAAUCUACAACAAUAUCAGGUUUUUGUACUGGUCAACCAUGUGAUGUCAUCUGUCGUUCAUGUCAUGAUAAAUUGAGGAUUGCUGCCGAUGCUGUCAGAUUUUUAGACUUGCAGCAAAAAGUUGAAAAUUUAGAAAUAAAGCAGAUCCACAAAGUAGGAGUAAAGAAAACCAAUCGGGUGGCUAAAGAUCCUGCCAUACAAGAAGGGAAACCUCUACCAAAUAAUGGAACCUGUAAACAUUACAAAAAGAGUUAUCGUUGGCUAAGGUUUCCGUGUUGUGGGAAGACUUAUCCUUGUGAUGUUUGUCAUGAUGAAAAUGAAAGUGAUCAUGACAUGAAAUAUGCUAACAGAAUGAUUUGUGGAUUUUGCUGUAAAGAGCAGGUAUAUUCAGUUGAUAAACCAUGUAAAGGGUGUGAGAGUUUAAUGACGAAAUCCUCGGGGUCACAUUGGGAAGGAGGGCAGGGUUGUCGAGAUAAGAUAAAGAUGAGUCGAGGGGAUUCACAGAAAUACAGCAAUAUGGGAAAAACUAUCUCCAAGCAUUCACAGAAAGUUAAAGAUAUGAAUGGCAAAAAGAAAACCAAGCUCAGACAUGCUUAAGACGUUGAUCGAUCAAUUUUUCUUAACUCUCUAAACUUUUUAAUCUAAUAACCUUAGUUUUGUAUUUAUCACUUAAGUUUUGAAGUAAAAUGUCAUUUAAAUUAUGCAAUUGUAGAAUUAUGUCAUGAAACUUUAAUUUUGUGAUUAGUUAACUCCUGAUUUAAUUCCUGUAGCAUAUAUUGUGCUCAUUUGAGACAUAGAACAAGCUGUAUCACAAAGUGAAAAGAAUUUGGUUGAAUUGAAUAAAACUUGUAAUACAAGUUGUAUAUAUUGAUGUAAAGAUGAUAAUAAUAUAUACAAUUUUAUAUUUUACAAUUAAUAUUUGGUAAAUACAUUCUGAUAAUGAAUAAUACUUAAAAAUAAAAGGUGUAAAAAUCUA
This is a messenger RNA of Lottia gigantea (owl limpet), 3116 nucleotides long. RefSeq lists its product as hypothetical. Bases 362 to 2737 code for a protein of 791 amino acids. Lineage: Eukaryota; Metazoa; Mollusca; Gastropoda; Lottiidae. Gene Ontology annotation, molecular function: mRNA binding; zinc ion binding. The record is from RefSeq and is a predicted model, not a curated record. The transcript has 9 exons.